Molecule: messenger RNA, 1256 nt
Organism: Telopea speciosissima
Lineage: Eukaryota; Viridiplantae; Streptophyta; Magnoliopsida; Proteales; Proteaceae
Product: vesicle-associated protein 4-1-like
Exons: 7
Coding region: 133-897 (254 amino acids)
Biological process (GO): endoplasmic reticulum membrane organization
Cellular component (GO): plasma membrane; endoplasmic reticulum membrane
Source: RefSeq, a predicted model, not a curated record
UUUUUGUCCUGAAAGAUCUUGUCGUUUCUUGUCCUGAAAGCCGGUCGCCGGGCGUGGCGUUGGGAGUGAGUCUCCUGUUUGAUGGACUGAUACAGGGUUAGUAGUGAGGUGGGUAAAGCUCCGGCAUAAAAGAUGGCUAUUGCUGAUGAAAAAUCGCAUUCUGACGGCAAGGUUUGGAGUAUCUGUCGAAUGCCCUUUUGGCAAUCUGGAAAUGCUUCUUCGUCGUCUUCACAAAAUCUUCACCACCAGCAAAACAUCGAUGGUUCUAAUCAUCAUUCUUCAACCACCGUUUCAUCAGUCGCUAGAUCUUUGCUUCCUACUCGCCGUAGACUCCGUCUUGAUCCCCGCAACAAGCUUUACUUCCCCUAUGAACCUGGCAAACAAGUCAGAAGUGCGAUCAGGAUAAAAAACACUAGCAAGUCGGACGUAGCUUUCAAGUUUCAAACAACUGCACCUAAGAGCUGCUUCAUGCGACCUCCAGGGGGUAUCCUUACUCCUGGAGAAAGUCUCAUUGCAACUGUGUUCAAGUUUGUGGAGCAUCCUGAAAACAAUGAAAAGCAACCAGAUCAGAAGAGCAAGGUUAAAUUUAAGAUUGUUAGCCUAAAAGUGAAAGGAGGAAUGGAAUAUGUGCCUGAGCUGUUUGAUGAGCAGAAAGAUCAAGUAGCAGUUGAGCAGAUUCUGAGGGUUGUAUUCUUGGAUGUUGAGCGUCCUACCCCUGCAAUGGAGAAACUUAAGCGACAGUUGGCUGAGGCUGAGGCUGCACUGGAAGCACGGAAGAAACCUCCAGAAGAAACAGGCCCAAGAAUUGUUGGGGAAGGACUAGUUAUAGAUGAAUGGAAAGAACGAAGGGAAAGAUACCUGGCUCAGCAGCAGGUUGAAGGUGUUGAUUCAGUGUAAAGUGUAAAAUGCUUUUGUUGUAAGCGCUUCUUUACUUGAAUGAAUCAUUAUGUACUGUGGAUAAAGAACGUAUCAAUUUCAACCCCUUUUGUCUAAGGGUUUAUAUAUAGUGUUCGGUAUUUAUCUACAGCUAGAAAAAUAAUAAUGUGUUUGGUGUCGUAAAAUGGGAGGUGAAUCUAAUGGAGUUUAGUAUACAUGAGUCUCUGCCUAUAUCCUCCUACUUGUAGAUAACGGGAUUAUUGUUUCUGGCAGAUACAAGGUUGUUUACUAUGGCAAGUAAUGGUUAGAAUGUUCUUGUUAUUUACUUCUUCUGGUUGUAACUUCUGCUUAAAUACAGUGAUAGACACAUUGACUUUGUA